CUCCUGGGUAAGAUCGUGGCGCACAGGCGGAUGCCUCACGGACGAGAUCAUUUGAAGUUGUCCCGACGUCCAUGAACAUCAACCGUCCGAAGCCAGCCAAAGGCUUGACUAUGGGCACCUUCUUCGGUGCGUUCGGGUCGCCGAUCCGAACGUCGUACAUGGAUCAAGCAGCCCCAAACAACCGUGACCAACAUAACCUUAGUCCGGCGCGGAAACCACGGGCCCGGUCUGCAUCCGACGAAGUUAGCGGAAACGACUUGACCAACCCCGAUGAACUAAAAAAUAACACCGUUGCCACCGGCGAUGACGACGACGCAGAUAUUGCUGACGACGUCGCAACGAUUCGCCUUGAUCGGACGCAAGCUGCGCCAUCUCCCAUGGAGCGCCGCGACGACUACCCACCUGAGCAUGCAGCCCCCAAGGUACCUCAAAUUCAACUUGACGUGGCCAAAAAGGCCAAGAUUCCACUCUUUCUCAAGUCGCCAUUCUACGCCGCCGCGCAACCUGCGCCUCCUGCAGCCGUAGCAGCUCCUGCACCGGCCCCUGCGCUGGCCGCAGUUCCCGUGCGUGCCAAUGCGCAGCCGGUGCCGGUUGGUCGAGCGACCUUAUCUCGACAUAUCAACUUUACCGACGUCAAGUUGGGCCGUGUGAUCGGCGAAGGUGCGUUCGGCAAAGUCCACGAAGGCAAGUGGCGUGACCGGCCCGUUGCUGUCAAGCUGCUCAUUUGCCAGGAUCUGCGGGCGGACAUUCUCGAAGAAUUUCAGUCGGAAGUGGAAAUCAUGAGUGUGCUGCGGCACCCCAACAUUUGCCGUCUCCUUGGCGCGUGCAUGGACCCACCAAACCGAUGUCUUGUCGUGGAGCUGCUGCCACGUGGGUCACUCUGGGGAGUUUUGCGCACUAGUCGCUCCAUUGACGAAGCGAGGCGUAUUGGGUUCAUCAACGACACGGCCAAGGGCAUGAGCUACCUGCACAACUUCCAGCCGCCGAUUUUGCACCGCGAUUUGAAGUCGCCUAACUUGCUCGUGGACUGCCACUACGCAAUCAAGAUCUCGGACUUUGGUCUGUCCCGCGUCAAGGCGCAUGUCCAGACCAUGACUGGCAACUGCGGCACCGUGCAAUGGAUGGCGCCGGAGGUCCUCGGGAACCAAAAGUACACGGAGAAGGCAGACGUGUUUUCGUUUGGGAUUGUGAUUUGGGAAUGCGUCACGGGCGAGUGUCCGUACGACGGCAUGACUCAAAUUCAAGCGGCGCUCGGGGUACUCAAUCGUAAUCUCCGUCCGGUUGUGCCCAAGACGUGCCCGCCAUUCCUGGCGCAACUCAUGAAGGCGUGCUGGGCGCGACAACCAGAGCUACGUCCGUCGUUCUUGCAAAUUGUCAGCGCGCUCCGUGAUUACAGCAUUCGAAAGAGCAUGGGCGAGCAGCCCCACCAGCACAAGUAAUGAAAACGAUCGAAUCAUGUGCAUUAAG
Aphanomyces invadans is the source of this 1467-nucleotide messenger RNA. Its product is annotated as TKL protein kinase. NCBI's taxonomy places the organism in Eukaryota, Oomycota, Saprolegniomycetes, Saprolegniales, Verrucalvaceae. Gene Ontology annotation, biological process: protein phosphorylation. Gene Ontology annotation, molecular function: protein kinase activity; ATP binding. The transcript has 4 exons. Bases 72 to 1439 code for a protein of 455 amino acids. The record is from RefSeq and is a predicted model, not a curated record.